Messenger RNA from Penicillium paradoxum, 4806 nucleotides. Its product is annotated as kinesin-3 motor protein uncA. The transcript has 3 exons. The record is from RefSeq and is a predicted model, not a curated record. Gene Ontology annotation, biological process: microtubule-based movement; cytoskeleton-dependent intracellular transport. Lineage: Eukaryota; Fungi; Ascomycota; Eurotiomycetes; Eurotiales; Aspergillaceae. The coding region runs from base 1 to 4806 and encodes 1601 amino acids. Gene Ontology annotation, molecular function: ATP binding; ATP hydrolysis activity; microtubule binding. Gene Ontology annotation, cellular component: kinesin complex; microtubule.
AUGGCUCCAGGCGGUGGUGGAAACAUUAAGGUGGUGGUGCGAGUCCGGCCUUUCAAUAGUCGAGAGAUUGAACGCGGCGCAAAAUGUAUUGUGUCUAUGAAAGGAUCGCAGACCGUCCUCACACCCCCACCAGGCGCAGAGGAGAAAGCACGGAAGGGCGGGAAGGGUGCCAUUGAAGGAAAUAAGGUCUUCGCCUUUGACCGUUCAUAUUGGUCCUUUGAUAAGAAGUCCCCAAACUACGCUGGUCAAGAUGACCUGUUCGACGAUCUGGGUUCUCCCCUUCUUGACAAUGCUUUUGGGGGUUACAACAACUGUAUCUUCGCCUAUGGCCAGACCGGUUCAGGAAAAUCAUACUCUAUGAUGGGAUAUGGUAAAGAAUACGGUGUCAUCCCACGAAUCUGCCAGUCGAUGUUCGAGCGUAUCAAGUCGAUCCAGGCGGACAAGUCUUUGAACUGCACCGUUGAGGUGUCGUACCUCGAGAUCUACAACGAGCGGGUACGCGAUUUGCUCAACCCGUCAAACAAGGGUAACCUUAAAGUCCGUGAGCAUCCGUCAACGGGCCCAUACGUUGAGGAUCUAGCGAAGCUUGUUGUUGGAACUUUCGAGGAAAUCGAGAACCUGAUGGACGAGGGUAACAAAGCUCGAACGGUGGCCGCUACCAACAUGAACGAGACUUCCAGUCGAUCGCAUGCCGUUUUCACCCUGACCUUGACACAAAAAAGACAUGAUGCCGAGACCUCGAUGGAUACCGAGAAGGUCUCGAAAAUUAGUUUGGUCGAUUUGGCUGGUUCAGAAAGAGCCAACUCAACUGGAGCCACUGGUGCACGGUUGAAGGAAGGUGCAGAGAUCAAUCGUUCGUUGUCAACACUUGGUCGUGUCAUCGCCGCGCUGGCUGAUGUGUCUGCCGGCAAGAAGAAGAAUGCGUCCAUGGUACCAUAUCGUGAUUCAAUCUUGACAUGGUUGCUGAAGGAUUCCCUGGGUGGAAAUUCCAUGACCUCUAUGAUCGCCGCAAUUUCUCCUGCAGAUAUUAAUUUUGACGAAACUCUUGGUACGCUGCGAUAUGCCGAUUCAGCCAAACGAAUCAAGAACCAUGCUGUUGUCAACGAAGAUCCGAAUGCCCGCAUGAUUCGCGAACUCAAGGAGGAGCUCGCACAGCUGCGAUCGAAACUUGGGGGUGGAGCUGGACCUGGAGGGGCAGCUGGUGCCGUGGGUGGCGGUGCACCCCAGGAAUAUUACCCUCCCGACACACCGUUAGAGAAGCAAAUGGUCUCUAUUCAGCAGCCGGAUGGAAGUGUUACCCAAGUCAGCAAGGCUGAGAUUGUAGAACAGCUUAACCAGAGUGAGAAGUUGUACAAAGAUCUCAAUCAGACUUGGGAGGAGAAAUUGCAGAAUACGGAGCAAAUCCACAAGGAGCGUGAAGCAGCUUUGGAGGAACUGGGAAUCAAUAUUGAGAAAGGCUUUAUUGGAAUGAGCACGCCGAAGAAAAUGCCACAUUUGGUCAACCUUAGCGAUGAUCCGCUUCUUGCGGAAUGUUUGGUUUACAAUAUCAAACCUGGAACCACUACGGUUGGUCAUAUGGAUCAGAAUCAAACUGUCGAGAUCCGACUGAACGGAUCUAAGAUUCUUGAAAAGCACUGCACAUUCGAGAAUGCUGAUAAUAUCGUGACCAUCGUACCGACCGAAGGUGCUGCUAUUAUGGUUAAUGGCAUGCGAGUCGACAAACCGACACGAUUAAAGAGUGGUUUCCGAAUCAUCCUUGGUGAUUUUCACAUCUUCCGUUUCAAUCAUCCCCAAGAAGCCAGGGCAGAACGUGUCGAGCAGAGUUUACUUCGCCAUUCCGUCACCACGAGCCAGCUUGGGUCACCAGCGCCAAACAAAACGCAUGAUAGAAAUUUAAGUAAGGCCGGAUCAGACAUCGAUGGUGAAUCUAACAGGGCGGACUCACCUAUGCCCUCGCAGCGUAGCCGUGAGUCAGACUGGUUCUUAGCCCGCAGAGAAGCCGUCAGUGCCAUGGUUGGACCGGACCAAAUCUCGAAUUUGCCUGAUGAUGAAUUGGACACACUGCUGGAAGAUGUGCAAAAGGUUCGAGCGGGACGACGUGGACUUGCGGAAGAAGAGGAUUCAGACUCCAUCAGCUCCUUCCCCAUUCGAGACAAGUACAUGUCCAACGGGACCAUCGAUAAUUUUUCACUAGACACCGCGAUAACCAUGCCAAGCACGCCCCGGCAGAACGACGACGAUGAAGUAGAUGGCGUCGCAUCACUCAACCAAGCUCGACAGGACAUGCAGCGGCAGCUGGAUCGCCGCAAGGAAGAGUUCCAAGAGAAACUCAAGACUGUGGAGGCUUCAUCCGACCCAGACUCGCCGGAGCUACGUACCGAGAAAGAGCGUAUGGAACAUGCACUGCAGGCCGCUAAGGAGGAAUUUGAAGAGCAACUUCGCAAGCAAAAGGAGUCCUUCGAAUCUCAUAUCCGAGACAUGGGCAAACCCGUUCCCCAGAUCUUCGAGAAUGGCUUUGCCCGAUUAGACGAGCAUGAACUUGAGAUUGCACGGUCAGUGUAUACCCACUGGUCUCAGCGCAAUUACGUACGAAUGGCCGAAAAGAUUCUCCAACAUGCCUCUCUCCUGAAAGAGGCGCAGAUUAUGAGCCAUAUCAUGGACAAGCAUGUGGUCUUCCAGUUUGCUAUUGUCGACCAUGGCCACAACAUGGAAUCGUCUUAUGAUCUUGUGUUGAACGGAAUUGCCGGCGAUGAGGACAUCAUUCUUGAUGAGGCCAAGAAGCCUUGUGUCGGAGUUCGCGUCAUUGACUAUAAACAGUGCGUGAUCCACUUAUGGUCAAUUGAGAAGCUCCAGCGCCGUGUCCAAGCAAUGCGGCAGUUGCAUCAGUACAUUGACCGCCCCGACUAUAUCCAACACUUCAAGCUCGAUAAUCCAUUUUCUGAGCCUUGCUCACCCCAAUAUUCUCUUGUCGGUGACGCCGACAUACCCUUGACGGCUGUUUUUGAGACUCGUGUGCAAGACUUUUCUGUCGAAAUAACCUCUCCAUACACCCAAAGUGUUGUUGGAAUCAUUCGACUCUCGCUUGAACCAUCCUCCGCGCAGGCGCCUUCCUCAACACUUAAGUUCAACGUUGUCAUGCGGGACAUGGUCGGGUUCGCGGAGUGGGAAGGGUCGGAUGUACACGCGCAGUUGUUUGUCCCAGGUAUUUCAGAGGAAGGAGGCGCAACUACAACUCAAAUGAUCAAAGGAUUCGAGGACAGCCCAGUCCGAUUUGAAAGUGUACACAGCAUGAGUUUGCCGUUGUCCAGCCCACGGACAGCUGCCUUGAAGGUCUGUGUCUAUGCUGGUGUGACAUCUGUUCACCUCGACAAGCUGCUUAGCUGGGACGACAUGCGUGACUCAGCGGAGCCUCUACCCCAGAAACGAACUGCUCCUCGCAUUGCCGAAUCCGAAUUCUACUCCGAGGAACGUCAUGAUGUAUUUGCUAGAAUUCAAAUACUGGAAAUGGCAGAAUCUGGUGAAUAUCUUCCCGUGGAGGUUGUUCAGAGUAGCAGCCUUGAUGCGGGGACAUCCCAGCUUCAUCAGGGAUUGCAGCGCCGCAUUUCCAUCAAUAUGACAUACAGCUCGACGGAAAGCCUUCCGUGGGAUGCUAUCAACAAUGCCCGAGUAGGAUCUGUUCGCCUGCUUGACCCUUGGGGCAAGAUCCCAGAUCAAGAUUUCCAGACUCCCGACGUCCCUCUGAAGUUUGUUCAAGACCCGAUGGUCAGAGAUAAUGCAGAUGGAACCUCCAACGUCACAAUCGUGGGCCAAUGGGACUCGAGUCUUCACGGAUCUUUGCUGCUUGACCGAGUGACUGCAGAGAAAUACCGGGUUCAGGUGACUCUGCGUUGGGAUCUUGUCUCUAGCCGUUUACAAAAUCCCGUCGUGUUCGAGGCAGACCAGACGAUCCAGAUCCAAGGUCGUACCUACGUUCGCCAGCAGUCGAUGUUCAAACAAUUCUGGAAUUCUAUCCGUGUUGUGCACUCAACAACUCGGAUGUAUUCUUUGGUCAUUCGGCCCAUCUCAGCCAAGCGCGCUGCUGAUCUGUGGCGCAUGAAUACGCAAAAUGACUAUGUCAAAGGAGAGGAGCUUUUGACCACCUGGGCUCCUCGAAAGGUCUCUCUCGUACGAGACUACAUUGCCAACCGUAAACGCCGGCAGCGGGUGGCAGAGCUUCACGCUGCUCGAGGUGCUCUCAGUGCAGGUAGUUUGAUUCCCUCUCCAGCUCGCAGUGGAAGGUCGACUCCAAUGCGGGGUACAGAUCUCAAUGAGCGUAAAUCCAAACUGCUGCGGAACGGCGCACCGCAAAAUUCGGAUAUGAACGGUCUCUCUGACAGGCUUUCACUCAAACCUCGCUUCAUAGCAACCAUCCAAACUCUUCCCAAAGCCCCAGACGCCUUAAAGACAGGCUAUGUGCUUACUCCCGAUGACACCAACAACGUCUGGGUGCGUCGUUUCGUGGAGCUCCGCCGGCCGUACCUCCACAUCUACUCGGUCCCAGAGGGAGACGAGAUCAACGCCAUCAACCUCCGCAAUGCGCGUGUCGAUCAUGCGCCCGACUUCGCAAGAUUAUUAGACGGCUCAGGAGCUGGAGCCGACCGUUCGCUAUCUGCCAAGGGACGGCCGAAUAUCUUCGCAGUCUAUGGAACCCAGAACACCUUCCUCUUCGCUACACGCACUGAGGCACAGAAGGUAGAAUGGAUCUUGAAGAUAGACGAGAGCUACUUCAACAGCAACAGUCCCCGUCCACCCAUGAAUGGCAACUAA